CAGUUUGCUAAAUUAACAACAUUAUACCUACAAUAGCAUAGAACGGCAAUUUAGUUUUUCGAUGUAGCCUAGUCGUUCACUUGAUUUUAUGAAGUUUGUCAGCAAAUGAUUGUAGCUUGGAUUCCACUUUAGAUUUGAUCAGAAAAGAGUAGCUCCCUCUCUUACCUGUGUUCUACCUAUCCUCCUCACUUUCACUCUACCUACCGGCCAAUAACAUAUUAUAGGUAGUACCGUUAUUCGAGUAGUGAGAUGAGGGCUGGAAACAGGAAAGCACCUUUUCCUGUGGCCGCUGACGACACAAGAUGUGACACAGAGCUGAGCGCCGUGCCGCCCAGGCAGCGUCCGUGCGCAGGCAGGAGCCAUCAACAUGUUCACCUGAACAGUGAAAACGGGGCUCGCAAAUGUCCUCCUAUAAAACCCUACCUGCGGCAUUUAUCUUUACAGUAUUAUUGGCACAGAUUGCGGGAAAGUAUUUGUUUAUUUUAAACCUAUCUUCAUUCUAGAGCAGACGGGGGAAAAGACUCCAAUAUACGCUGCAGCAAAUGGCAACUUGUGCAGUAACAAAUUACAACAAUGUUGUGGAGGGCCAGUCAGACUCUGAUGAUGAGGACAAGCUACACAUAGUGGAGGAGGACCCUGAUGGUGACAGCAUGGUGCCAGAAGACGCCUCAGUAGUAUUAACCCAGAACGGUACAGAGACGCACCAAGACACUUGGGAUGGAGAAACACACCAACUUCAACUGGUAAUGACACUGACACAUCAGGCAUAUGCAAGAGUGAAGGAGGACUGUGGCUCUGAAGAGGAGGAUGAGGAGGAAGGGGAAGAGGGGGAGGAGGAGGAGGAUGGGGGUAAGGAUGCCCUGGUAGAGGAGAUGCUACAUCAGGGGGAUACAGCGGUCAUCUACCCCGAAGCUCCAGAGGACGAGCAGAAGAGCAUGCCUGAGAGAAAGGUCCCAGACGAGAAUGGCACGCCAGACGCUCUUUCCCAGCUCCUGACCUGCCCGUACUGCUCGCGGGGCUACAAGCGCUGCACUGCCCUGAAGGAGCACAUCAAGCUGCGCCACGAGAAGAGUGAGGACAACUUCAGCUGCUCCCAGUGCAGCUACACCUUCGCCUACCGCACACAGCUGGACCGUCAUAUGACCCAACACAAGACUCAACACAAGGAACCUGUACAGCGCCACGUGCCCCAAACCACGACAACAACAGGGGGGAAUAGGAAGUUCAUGUGUACAGAGUGUUCCAAGGCUUUUAAAUACAAGCACCACCUGAAGGAGCACCUGCGUAUUCACAGCGGAGAGAAGCCAUACGAGUGCCCCAACUGUAAGAAGCGGUUUUCUCACUCGGGGUCCUACAGCUCCCACAUCAGCAGUAAGAAGUGUGUUGGCAUGGUGCCUGUCAACGGUACCCCCCGACCAGUCAUGAAGGCCUCCCAGACCCCCACCACCCAGAACCAGCUUUCCAGCACUGCCCCCGUAGCCCCUACCCGACUGCUCCUCCGGGGGGAGAAGACAGAUGGCAAGCCCCUUCAGGAGCAGCUCCCCGUCAACCAGAUCAAAUCAGAGCCGGUGGAAUAUGAGUACAAGCCGGUGGCGGUGGGGCCUAACGGGGCAGCAGGGACUAACGGGACAGUGUUUACCGGUGGCGUGGCAGUACCCCAAGGCACGGCGCUGCCACAGGGCAUGGUCCAAGCGGUGGUACUGCCCACCGUUGGUUUGAUGUCUCCUAUCAGUAUUAAUCUCAGCGACCUGCAGAACGUACUCAAGGUGGCCAUGGAUGGGAACGUGUUUCGCCAGGUGCUGGGGACGGCCAACGGGCUGGUGACGUCCAAGCAGGGGGUGGUGGGGCAGGCUGGGCAGCAGGUCAUCUCAGCCAUCAGCCUCCCUGGCUUCGUGGACCAGGACGGAACCACCAAGAUCAUUAUUAACUACACCCUGGAGCCCAGCUUGGCCCAACAGCCCAGCGCACCUCAGCUCCUCAAGAAGGAACCUCCCCCUGCCCCCACCACCACAAACCCAGAGCCAGCCUCCAAAGUAACAGAGAAACUCACCCAGGACCUCAGCAUCGUCAAGACCGAGCAGCCCGACUCUGAGUCUGAGAAGGAGAUGGAGACAGAGGAGGCUCAGACCGAGGCAGAGGCAGAGCAGAGUAAGGAGGGUGAGACACCAAAGGCCCAGACAGGCAAGACAACAUGUCUGCUGUGUGAUGACUGUCCUGGUGGUUUGGAUGCACUACACAUGCUCCAGCACUGUAAACCUACCAAUGGGGAGGGGGGCAAAGGCAGCCCCCUGGACCCCUCUAUCGCCGCCCUGCUGGCAGAAGCAGGGAUAACACCAGGCCAGCCCCCUCUGAAGAACCUGCUCUCCCUCCUCAAGGCCUACUUUGCCUUAAACGCAGAGCCCACCGAGGAAGAGCUGACCAAGAUCUCCGACAACGUCAGCUUGCCCGUGGACAUAGUCAAGAAAUGGUUUGAGAAGAUGCAGUCCGGUCAGAUUACUGUCGAGCCCCCUGGUUCCUCUUCCCCUCUACCUUCAACAGGUCCUAGCACAGAGACCCAGGCGGCCCAGGAGAAGAGCGGAGAGCAGACAGAGGAGCAACUCGCCUCGGCCCAAACCCAGGAGACAUCAUCUUCCCAACCUCCCAACAGUUCCCCUGCCUCCACCUCCGCCUCCCCCUUGGUCUCAGCCUCGGCUCCCUCACCACUAAACCUCUCCUCCAGCGGCCGGGUCAUCGUAAAAACGGAGGAGGACUCGGAGGGCGAGUCUCAAGAUCUUCCCCUGGACCUGUCCCUUCCCAAGCAGCCCCAAUCAGAGCCCCAGGUCCCCCAUGUCCCCCAGGAGCAACCCCUCAACCUCACCUGUUUGAAGAAGGAAACGCCCCAUCCCCAGCUCCAGUCCCAGCUCCAACCCCAGCUCCAGGCCCAGCUCCAGGCCCAGCUCCCAGGGUUCCAAACUCAGCUCCAGGCUCAGGGAACCACCAACACCAUCUACGUCACUUCCCCCCCCCAGAUGGCCACCUCCAGCCCGGUUAACAUCAUGACCACCCAGCUAGUAGCCAUCACCAACCAGGGCAGUGGCGUGCCCUGUCUCAGGGCCAUCUCCACUGGCACCACCAAACGGACUAUCCUUAUCCCCCAGCUUACCUACACAUACACCACUAAAGCAGGCAGCAACGCCACUGGGGCCGACGGAGCCCAGAAGACCGUCAUACUGAAUGGCUGCCAGGAGGAGGAGAAGGCUGACACCAGUUCAGAGAGUGUGUCGGCGGUAGAGGAGCAGAACGACUCGGACUCAGCCCCUCCACAGAAGAAGAUGCGUCGGCUGGAGAGUGGCAUGUAUGCCUGUGACCUAUGUGACAAGAUCUUCCAGAAGAGCAGCUCCCUGCUCAGGCAUAAAUACGAACACACAGGAAAACGUCCACACGAGUGUGGCAUCUGCAACAAAGCCUUCAAACACAAGCACCACUUGAUAGAGCACACACGUCUGCACUCUGGAGAGAAGCCCUACCGGUGUGACAAGUGUGGCAAGUGUUUCUCCCACUCGGGCUCCUACUCCCAGCACAUGAACCACCGAUACUCAUACUGCAAGAAGGAGCCCCAAGGAGAUCAUCAGGUGGGGCGUCGGCUCAGGAUGACCCCCGAAAUGAGCCCCCAAGCAGAGGAGCAGCAGUCAGACAGCCGACCCACCUCCCCUCCCUCCCAACUGGACUCAGACGAGAGGGAGAGUGAGGAGGAGCUGGAGGAAGAGGAAGGAGAGGAGGAAGGCAUGGAAGCCAUGAGCAUGGACGACAUACGAGUGGUGCAGGUGGGCGAGGAUGAUGAAGAGAGUGAGAUCUACGAGGUGGAGGAGUUUGGAGAGGAGAGGCAAGAGGAGGAGGAAGAAGGGAGCAGAGAGGAGGAGGCACAGCAGGAAAAGAAGGAGGAAGGGAGGAGAGAGGAAGAGAAGUCUGUACAGCAGGAGCAGGUGUGUGAGGAAGAUGAGGAAGGGAGAAGAGAGGAGGUGGAGGAAGAAGGGAAGAGAGAGGAGGAGGCACACCAGGAGGAGGGGGAGGAAGAGGAAUGGAGGAGAGAGGAAGAGAGCAGAGAGGAGUCUGUACAGCAGGAGAAGGAUGUGUAUGAGGAAGAGGAGGAGGAGGAGAUGGAGGUACAGGUGAUGGGAGAUGGGGAGGGGGAGGGGGAGGAAGGAGUGGCAGAGAAGGAAACUGUGGUAACAGAGAAAGGUAAGGAAACAGAGGACAAAGAACCGCAUGUGGACAAGGAGAACAUUACAGAUACAUUAGAAAAUGGACAGAAAGAAACAGAGGAAAACAAGAUGAACAGUGAAUGAAAAAUGUUGUGUUGAUAAUGUCAAAUAGCAGGACAGGAAAAUAUUGUCUUGUUGUCAAAAGAAGAAACAAAACAAACAUGGCUGCCAUGUUGAUGCUGUGUUGUCGGUCCACUACUGUGUUCAAACCCAGGUGUGCCUGAACUAGACAAAAAAUAAGUGACUUUUAUUUGUGGAAAAAAAUCAGUGUUACUUAGACCUUGUUUAUAGAAGUAUUAUACAUUUUAAAAGAAGGAAGAAAAAAAACACCCAUGGACAUUUGUUACUGAGAGUGAGACAUCCGAUCCCAGGUCAUUUCUGUUUGUCAGUGUUAUUACUAAUUUUGCAGCUCAUGUUUUAACCUUUUAACCUGUACAGUUGAAGAAAGAUUUCUAUACCUUUUUAUUGCCAAAUGAUGGUGUUUGCUAAAAUCAGUAUUUUAUUGAGUUCUAAAAAAACAAAACAUCUGCACUACAGUAUUCCUGGUUUACCUAUGGAUAAAACAUGCCUCAUGAUGUGUUGUUCACCCUUUAGUAUGAUUAUGUACACACUAGCUAUAGAUCUUCUUUAUGUUAGCUAACCUUCGCAUAGCAUUUUGUUUUAAGUUGGAUUGUUAGCCUUAAGAAGAAAAGAGGCUUCUGGGGUAUGGGUGGGAGGGGGUUAGCCUGAGUGCCAGUCUGUUUGUUCUAUCAUGUUAACUCCUUGUCACUCAUUGUCUUGCCAUGUUUGGCUUGUCAAGGACAGCAAUGGAAUUGGCAAAAGCACAAACAGAUCUGGGAACGGGCUAGGGAGGGGUGAGAGGGUGUGGAUGAUGAUGUGGCAUCUGACGCCAUAACCAAACUGUCCUAUCAGGGAAGGUGUCACAACUUCAAAUCCAGCAUUCUUACCAUGCUCCUCCUUGGUCGUGUCCCAAUAAUCUCUCCUUCCUGAAGUGUAAACUUGUUUAACUUCUCAGGGCUACGUGGGACGCUACCGUCCCACCUGCGGGACACACUAUUCAACAGCCAGUGAAAUAGCAUGGCGCGAAAUACAAAACAGCAAAACAGCAAAAAUCUCAUAAUUUCAUUUUCUCAAACAAUCAACUAUUUUACACCAUUUUAAAGAUAAGACUCUCGUUAAUCUAACCACAUUGUCCGAUUUCAAAAAGGC
This is a messenger RNA of Salmo salar (Atlantic salmon), 5450 nucleotides long. RefSeq names its product zinc finger E-box-binding homeobox 1. Gene Ontology annotation, molecular function: RNA polymerase II cis-regulatory region sequence-specific DNA binding; DNA-binding transcription factor activity, RNA polymerase II-specific. NCBI's taxonomy places the organism in Eukaryota, Metazoa, Chordata, Actinopteri, Salmoniformes, Salmonidae. The record is from RefSeq and is a predicted model, not a curated record. Gene Ontology annotation, biological process: regulation of transcription by RNA polymerase II; anatomical structure development.